AUGGGGAUUCGUUUUUUAGCAACAAUUUCUCAAGCCAGAAAAGUUCGGAAUCAGAAAUCUAUGCAGAAUAUUCAGACGUUGCCAUUUCCAGGAGGCACUGCGACAGCAGAUGUCCCAAAAGGACAUUUUGCAGUUUAUGUUGGAGAAGUAAAACUCACUAAGCACCGUUUUGUAAUUCCUAUUUCCUAUUUAAAGGAUCCUUUGUCCCAAGAUUUGUCGAGGCGUCCCGAGGAAGAGUACGGUUUUGAUUACCCCGGAGGUUGUCUAUCCAUCCCAUGCAGUGAAAAUGCAUUCUUGGAUUAA
Messenger RNA from Fraxinus pennsylvanica, 303 nucleotides. The record is from the annotation of a GenBank genome assembly. NCBI's taxonomy places the organism in Eukaryota, Viridiplantae, Streptophyta, Magnoliopsida, Lamiales, Oleaceae.